Messenger RNA from Labrus mixtus (cuckoo wrasse), 3465 nucleotides. RefSeq lists its product as uncharacterized. The coding region runs from base 457 to 1641 and encodes 394 amino acids. NCBI's taxonomy places the organism in Eukaryota, Metazoa, Chordata, Actinopteri, Labriformes, Labridae. The record is from RefSeq and is a predicted model, not a curated record. The transcript has 6 exons.
AAGCUGUCCCAUUCCUCACAGUAACGACUGGGAAAUCCUAUUCAGCUUGGAACACUGUUUUCUCCUUAUAACAGAUUUAUGCUCUUAAAAUCUAAUUGGUAGUCCAUGCAGUUGUAGCACGUUGGUAGUAAACACUCUUCCUGGCCUGUUUUAGUGGUAAACAAGGUAUGUUAUGGAAUGUAGGCUAUGGCUCACAGAUUUUCUAGAGGGUUAAAAAGAAACAGAACAGAAUAAUGUAAAACAGUAAUGACCUCAGCAAAGAUGCUCACUUUGAAUUUGUUUUUCAGAACAACAUGCCUGUAGUGUGCACACAAUGACUCCAGUUGUGUGGGAACAUUCACAACAACCAAGUGAUCCUACAACAUUAUUGCUUUUGCUUCCUUCACAAUAACAGAGCAUUUUAACGUGAAUUCAGACAAUGAAUGUCCCUUCAAACUGAGUCAGUCUACUUCAUGAAUGCAUGACCCCUCCCUCCCUCUAUAUAUUCAAGUGAUGGCUGCACAGAGGGAGGUAGCAGAAACUUCUCUCCGCCCACUGGCACUUGCUCCUGUUGCGGGUUUUCAUACCAGCUGCAUUGUCACGGGAAACCUUAAACUAUCUGUCCCAGCCACCGCGAUGGGACGAGGUCUGCUGUGUGUCUGUCUGCUGUUAUUCGCUCUUUUCAAAGAAACAUGUGGGUUUAAAGUCCAGAACAAGCUGCUGGGGAAAUGCCUGCAGGUGCAAGAAGGAAGCUUUGGAGGUAGAGUGUCUCUGGGUGAUUGCAGCCCAUAUUCAGCCGUACAGGAAUGGCGGUGGCUCCCAGAGAGUCAGGCUCUCAGGAGUCACCGCACUGGGGAGUGUUUGACUGCCCCCGCAGAGCAGUACGAAGGUGUCCAUCUGCAGUCCUGCAUCUUUCAUGCUGAAAGAGAGGAGACUGGAGAUGAAGUGCCAGUGGUGGAAAUGGACAGAGAGGCAAGGAGCCAAUCAUGGUCCUGUUCCAAGAAAGGACACAUAACUCUGACAGGGCGGGGACUACACCUUAGUGCCACACAAGAAUCUACUUUGGUCUUCCUUUCAAGGGAACAUAAGCAGCAGGGCAGCAGAUGGCGGACUCUUGACAACCAGACAUUGUGCAAUGGGAGAGAGAGCAAACCUAACCACCACCAAACUCUCCAUCAUCAAGAGAAAUCUUCAGAGCCAGGAAUUUCUUCAAGUGCUGUGUCUGAUAUACAACAGGAGGCUGAACCAGUUGAAGGUAUACCAGGCACUGAGGUUACAGAAACACAUUCUGCAAAAGAGGACCCUGUUUCUUUCCAGAGCACCAAAUCUCCUGCAGAUCCCACCAUGAUCUUCUUCAGCAUGGACUAUGGCAUGGGCUGGAAGAUAACCAUGUUGGUACUCAGCUCUUUGGCUCUGGUCCUUGGGGCUGUGAUUCUUAUCCUCAAUGUUUACUCCAAUAGCAGAAGGAAGAAGGUGGUGUGUGUUCUGAAGUCAUACACUCCUCGGCCAGAGAUGAGUGUACCUCGAUCCCCUGUGCCCAAUGAAAGAGCCCCGCUGACAGAGCACGCCAUGUGUCUCCCGCACUCCACCCCCACUUUACAGCGAGGAGAAAUCCUGAUUCAGUGGAAGGACGGCACUGUAACUCCACUGUACGAGGCCUGAAGGUUUUGUAAAUUUCAAUGUGUUUUAAGUUGUGCAAACAUGCAUGCUCUCUUGUGUCGGUUUGUAUGUGUGUAUGGGUCAUGCACAAACGCUCCUGAAUGUGUUUCAAUGAGAGUCUGUGGGGAAGUGGAAAAGGUGAAAAACAAAAGGCAGAAUAAGGUUAUGUUUUGUUUAGUUUCAGACUCUUUUCAUCAGUGUUACCAAGCUGUUUCAUUAAAUGGAAAUUUCAUGGAUCAGUAUUGCAACCGUGUCAGUGAGGCUUAGCUGCCACAGGAAGAUAUAAGCUGUCAUGAAGCUGCCAGAAAAGAAAAGACGAGCAAAAGCUGGACUUUCAGUUUUUUAAUAAUACUGAGUCCUGACUUCUGCUGUUGGAGAUUCGAGGGAUUGCUUGUUGGUUUCUAAAAUUAUGGGUAAGCAUUCAGAAAGUGUUUGACUUACUCAAAGUGUCAUUUAAGGGCUUAACAAAGCAUCAAAUAUGUUAGGCCUUUACUUGGAUAAAUACUUGGGAAAACUUAUCUUUGUUUGCCAAGGCCUCAACUGAGAUGUGUUCUACCUUCAUGUCGGACGCUUUGUGCUGUGGUUUUGAAUGAGGUUAAUAUGCUUGACAUCGAGGAUUUGGAAAGGCGGCAUAGUAAUUCUUAACAGAUUGUUGAAUUGUCACUAAACAUCGUACUUCUUUCUUUACAUACUAUAUUAAUAACAAAAGCACAAUUGACAAGCAUCACACCUUGACCCCAGAGAAGCACACCUUUCAUAAUAGGAUAUGUAUAAUAACCUGUGUGUAUUAACUAGGUGAACUUGGGGAAAGUUUAUUUCUUAACAGACUUUACUGUUAUGCCUACAUGCAUUAUCAUAACUAUUUAGUUAAUAUUUUUUUAAAGAAAGAAAUCUUUCCCAAGCUUUGUAUGUUUUGUUAUCAGUCUAACAGUAUUACAUUUGAAAUGCACUUUGCUUUGAUAUUGACAGUAUAGCCGUUUUCACAUAUGCACUCCAGAUAAUUUCAGGAGGAGCGCUCUGGAUAUUUUUCUGACCUGGCUGUUCACACAUGCAUCUCACAGUGGUAGACGAUCCCUGUCAGACACGAGGGGGGGCAGGGGGGUCCUCUUAGGUAAGACGUGACGUAAAAAAAAAAGACACGGAAGUAGAAGCAAUGAGAAUAUUUGCCUUUAUAUCAAUGCUAUGUGUGGUUCAAUGGAAUCACAAUAUUAACGGAGAACACCAUACUGAUGAACAGAAAAAAAUAUGCAGCCAUUUAAUGACGUGCACAGAGAUCGUAGCGGUUGCGUGUAUAAGCUCUUUGCACCAUGCAGCAGUCACUGUAGAAACGUCACUCCCCGCUCCCAUUGGCUCGAGGUAAAUUCUCUGGAAAAUAUCCUGACUCACUCAGACUUGCUGUGGAAAAAUACUAGGGGUCUGUCAGGAGACACUCUGGGUGAAGUCUCAGCGAAAAAUUAGAUUCUUGGCGUUCACACAUACAGCUCCUUCUGCGAUUAUCAGGAGAUUUUCAGGAGUUUUCUACUACAAUUGUGAAAGCCCUGUAGUAUAGAAUGUUGAAUAUCAUGAUUAUAAUACUGACUUGAACUUGACUGUUUAUUUACAACCUUUGUAUAAAAUUUGACUUAACAAUAUCCACUGGGGUCCAUUAUUAGAAACACUUUACUGACUUGUUAUUCAGGUCAUAUGAUGCUUCUUAGAGCUUAACAUUUUCUGUUCUUUGAAUCUGCAUGAUAACCUUGUAGAGAGCAUAUAUGUGGUAUAUUUUUUAGUUUCCUAACAAAAGUAUUUUUUUUACAUUGAAUCAGCUAAUAAAAGAGAUUUACAUAA